CGCCCGGUCUGACCAAUCGCGUGGCUCCGUGGCUCAGCAGCAGCAGCGUUGCAGUGUGGGGGAACAGACGCGGAGAGAGAGGGAGCGACUGGAGGGGAGAGACUCGACCUGGGUGACCGCUCUGGACAAACAGCACCCUCGCUACCUCCCCGACACACUCACCGGCAGACCAGCAUCACCAGCCUCGGUCCGGAUGACCCUCAGUGAGUGACAAAUGUGUGAGAAAGCAGAGAACCCCUUUCCUCUCCCAGUGGAAAUCUGAGUUCUGGGACACUGAGGCAGCCGGCGGGGGUCUCUGAGGAAGAUGCUGGGUUCAGAGCGCGGUGUUGUAGAAGAAUGGCUCUCAGAAUUCAAGUCCUUACCAGAAACCCAGAUCCCCAGCUACGCCGGCAGCCUUCAUCUGAAGAAGUCCCUGGUGCAAGGUCUCUACAGAGUCAUCCAGGACCCCAACAAUGAGCUGCUGGAGCCGGUGUGCCACCAGCUGUUUGAGCUGUACCGGAGCUCUGAAGACGGCCUGCGACGCUUCACCCUGCAGUUCCUGCCUGAGCUGGUGUGGGUAUAUCUACGGAUCACGGCCAGCAGGGAUCGUCAGAGCAAUGGCUGCAUUGAGGCGCUCCUCUUGGGCAUCUAUAACCUGGAGAUCGUGGACAAAGACGGCAACAGCAAGCUCCUGGCCUUCACAAUCCCAUCUCUGUCCAAACCAUCAAUAUAUCAUGAGCCUUCUAGUCUGGGGUCCAUAGCGCUGACAGAGGGGGCUCUGUGUCAACAUGACCUGCUCAGAGUGGUGUACAGCGGCCUCCACCCACAGAGAGAGACCUUCACGGCUCAGAACAGGUUUGAAGUGCUGUGUUUCCUGAUGCUCUGCUACAACUCUGCUGUGGUGUACAUGCCCCUCUCUUCCUAUAAGUCGGUCUGCAGAAUGAGCUCCAGGUUGUGUGUAUGUGGCUUCCCUCGGCAGCAACAGAAGCUUUGGCGGGAACCAUGCAACCGAGUGCUGCUGGACCCGGAGUUCAUGGUGCAGAUGCUGACUGCCGUGUAUCAUGCCAUAUACAAUGGAGAAUGGGAGAUGGGGCGGGAAGCUCUGGAGGACAUUCUGUACAGAGCUCAGCUGGAGCUUUACUCCCAACCUCUCCUGCUGGGGAACGCCAUGAAGAACUCGCUGCCAGAAUGUGCUCCCAACGAGUCACAGGGGCGCAAAGUGCUCCAAGUGGAGGUGACGCCCACCGUUAGCCGCAUCUCCAUCUCAGCCAUCACAACUGCCUCCAUACGGCGUCACCGCUGGAAAAGAGAGGAUUGUUUUGACUACUCAGCCGAUGCAGAGUUGAGCUUCAUCGUCAAUCCUCCUAGCCCAGUCCACCACCACCGCCACACUCCCUGGGUCGCAGCAGCCAAAGAAGAAAGACGAGGGCGAGCUCACAGCCACCGCAGCGGCAGCAGCAUCAUUCCCCCGAUCACACUUGAGGAUGCUGAUGGCAUGAGCGGUGGGGAGGAUUCCUUCAACGUCAACGACCCAGACGAGGGUUUCUCCUCCGGGGCUUCCAACAGCAGCCAGCCCAGCGGCAUCAAGGCAAGCGGCAGUGUGGGGCCGCGGGGCGGCAGCCUGAACAGCAGCAGCAGCAGCAUCAAGAAAGCCAUCACAGCCCGGCUGUCACGGGACAAGGAGAGGGAGAGGGAUCGAGAGAGAGCAGCGGAAAAACAGGCUGAAUCGUCUACUGACCACCAGGCAGCUGUGAGGAGGCAUCACCAGAGGCAGCAGUCGCCUCCAGCCAGCAUCACCUUGGAUUCCAUUCAGCUGAGCCCCAUAAAGAAGAACCUGAGCUUCCCUGUCGGGCCCACACUGGUGCGGACUGGAAGCACCUCCUCCAGUAAGUCUUUUGACUGCAUGAAUUUCAACAUGAACGGAGGCAAGGACGAGCCAGAGGAGGCACUGGGAGGCUCAGACAAGGAAGGGGAGCGUCCGGCAGGCGGCUCCCACCGCCACUCCACCAUUAGCCUGCAGGAGGAGCACCUGGUCAGGCCAGAGGAUGCACAGGACCUCCUGUCUCCUGGAGCUCCCCUCACCAAGCAGUCCCGGUCCCCCAGCUUCAACAUGCAGAUCAUAUCACAGGUCUAACAUGCAGUGCAGGGCAUAAUACACACACACACACACACACACACAGACAAAACCUAACCAUAAAGGCGAGUUCCCACCGAACAUGGUGUGAUUUCAUACAAAGUGAAUCGAGUUGAGAUAUUUGAACCUCGGGCGUCAAAUUAGCGUAAUGCGAUGUUUCCUCAUCCAAUCAGCGCUGAGAAUGACACUCCGCCGUGGCCCUGGGACCGACCCGAACUAGAGAGUGAUCAGACCGUUCAUUACUCAGCCUCAGGUGGCUUUUGAAACCACAGUCAUCCAGACCAAGCUCCUGUAGGAGCCGGUGACAGUCCCCGAGCUGUGUGCUGUUCUGGGUGGGCUUGUGGACCCACACACAACAGCGCUGGCUGCCCCGGUGUUUCCAAAGUGUGCACGCGAUUAACCCGAAUAAACACAAAUGAACCGCAUUCGGUGUGAACACACCAUUACAGCCUGACUACUACAACUCCUGACUACCUGUGCAUUAACGUGUGUGUGUGUGUGUUUGGGAACAAACUCUUUCAUCAUCCAUUAAAUAAAAAUUGUCCUGCAGUUACUGAGAACGCAACAAGUAAAGUAGUAAAAUCAUAACAGCCCACUUCUGUAACCACAGUGGAGCGUUUAAAAGAGUCACUGCUCUCUUUGUGGAGAGAAAGUCAUAAGGAAGCCACGCUAGCUGAAGGGGAAGUAUGACCUUUCAGAAUUUUCUUCAGUUCAUGAAUCAGCAAUAACACUUAUCGUCGCUCAUGUGGAGAAGAGUUCUCUUCAUUCCUUCCCUGUCAUUCCCGGGCUCACGUGCAAUCGUUCUUGCUGAUUAUCUUCCUUCUUAAUUGCUGUUUGAUGAAAAUGGUUUUACGGGGUGAAAUAAAUCUUUAAAUCUUUAGAAAAUAACAAUCCAAAGAAGAUAGAUUUUGUUUUUGUUUUCGUUCACUUUGCUGAUGUCAGAUUUUGUCGGAUCCAAAUGAUUCUCAGCCCAUGACUUAAAUUUUAUUGUGAAAAUUAUAAUAAUUAUGAUCGGAUUUGAUCCAUAACACUUUUAAGAUUGUUGUUCAACCAAACUGGAAUGUGAUGAGGGUUUGUCUUGCCGCAGACUUUCAACCAGGCAAAUCAUGACUGUGCAGCUACAGGAGGAAAGAAUUCCUCUUGUGAUUUGAUAUAAAACCCGAAACUUGAGUAGGAACUGGAUAAAACCAUUGAGAAGGUGCAGGUUUGUGUCUGAAGCUAAAGGCAAUGACUGUAUUUUAUAUUGGGAUUGUUUUGUCUGGUUUAAACCGUUGCAGUCUGAAAGCACUUGUUGAGGCUUGUGAGUGGCGUUGUCUCUGAUCCGUUGAAUUUGCCGCUGGAGGCUCGUACUAGUCACGGUGCAUCAGCAGUAACCAUGACGGUGGUCUUGUGCUCUGAUUGGAUGCUCAUGAAACAUUUUGUUCUACCUCAUUGUGUGUUCACCUGCCACUCAGACACCUGUCUCCCAAUCAGAUGCAGGAUUAAAGACCCCAUUAGGUUUGAAACCGGAGCACUCGACCAGUAUAGCGAGGGACCAGUGUGGUUUCACACUGCAGCUGUAACGACACUGAAGAAUCGGUUCUGACUGAAUUUCUGGUCCACGCAUUUCAGUUCAAUCACAUUGUGCACAAGCUCGCGCUGCAAAACGAGAACACAACCUCUGUCUUCAGGUUUUCAUUUUCUCUUGUCAUAUAUCAAACAACCACACGGGGGCUUAACCUGAUAAUUUACCAAGAGAAAUGUCCUGCUUAUCUUUUUAUUUAUGUAAUGAUUUUCAAAGUGCAAUUUUGUUCUCCUCACGUGCAUGGAGUUGGAUCUUCUCUGCUGAUAAAUGCCUGCAUCUGCGCAAAGCACUAGCUAGCCUUCUGUAGUGCUCCCUGCCCAGACUGAGUGGUUUAAAACUUGUCUGCUUGUCUGCAUGUUGCGUUCCCUGCAAAGCACUGCUGUUUUUUUUAGAUGCGUGAUUUACGGCCAACAAGUCAAACCCAAGUCUCGUCUUCUGCCAGAUGUGCCAACACACAUCCUCUUAAUCUUUUUUCGCUUGGGUGUCUUAAGUUAAAAAUGCCUUUUUUCUGUUUACUUGUCUUAUUUUAAAUUUAAGGCACAAAAAAAGGGAUGUUUGGACGUGUGGCUCAACGUGCCCUUAGAUGCGGCUUCACCUUUUUUGCCAUGAACCAUCUCUUCACUCGUCACUUGUGUGUGUGCGACACACUGUACUUUCACAAUCAUUACUAAGCUUUGCUGUUCACGUUAAAAAGCAGUAUAGUAAGCGUCUGUGUACUGUAGCCGUCAGCUGUUGUAUUGCAUUUCCCCGAGUCUUGCUUACGUGCUCGUUGAAAACGAGGGUGAAUGAUUAAUGUGUAUAUAAAAGUCAGUUCAGUCUGCAGUGAAAAUGUCACACACUCGCACCCCUGCUGUGCUGAAAAGCCGUCACACGGCCACUGCUCCUUUGUGCUCUUCCACCUCAAACGUUUCAGUCCAAUCAGUGUAUGAUUGCUGGCUCUUGGGCCUCACGACGCUCCUCCUCCUCCUCUUCCUCCUCCUGCUGGACUGGACUGCGGAAGAAGAAGAAGAGUGCAGUUCGCGCUCUCACCUGGUCUGUCUGCCAUCAUCCUCUGUGCUGUGUGGCUCCCAGCGGGCCGUGUUACCAUUUGCUGUAUUUUGCUGUGAGUUGAGUGGCACCUUUUUGCUGUUUUUAAAACUGGUGAAGUGUUCAUGUCAUUAAUAUACGAGUGCCCCUGACCGAGAUUUACCAGCAGCCAUGUUGGUACUGUAUGUUGACUUGGAGUAAUCCCUCAGUGUCUGGUGUUAUUUGCAUGUGAUCAGGGUGGGAAAUGAACGCCGGCUAGCACACGUCUGAUUGGCUGUGGCUGAAUAUUUUAUUUUCCAUAAAGUUUUAUCAGCUCAGAAAUCCUCACAUGGUCCACUGACAUUUCAAAAAACCUCUUCAUGGUUGUGGAAAUACUCCGUAAACCUCGUACCAGGUCAGCUGUUGCUGCUGGUGGACAACGUUCAUUUCCUGUCCUGCAUGUGAUAACCGUGGGCUUUGUUUUCAUACAGUAUAAUGCACUUUAUUCCAUCCACCUCUCUCCUCAAGAUAGUUAUAAAUGAUAUAUAUAUAUAUAGAUGUGCAAAUGUGUAUACACUAAAUGCAGGGUUUAAUUCUCUUUAAAGUAGUACUAUUAUGUGAUGUCACAUCCAACACAAUGCUAUUUUUGUUAGUCUAAGGGUACAGCUAUCUAUUUUUAUUUUUUCAUUUCAAAACCAAAAAAAAAUGUUCCGUGGUCUAGAAGGUCUCAGGAGAUUAUCAAAAUGCCACAUUUCAAAACGGCAGCACCAAAAUUUCUGUUCUUGAAGUCAGAAUUGAUUCUAUGCAACAUGUUUUCCCCUUUUUACCCCUUUUGUUUUUGUUUUCGGUUUUGGUAUAUGGGCUCUCAUUAAUCCUUGUCGGGUGGGAUGGGGCUGAUGCGUUUAAGCUGAUAUUUAAGGUGCGAGUCCUCAACAGCAUCCUCAUUCAACAGAUCCGUUUGUACACCCUGCUGUGGUGCCACAGAGCAAGCACCUCUCAUGUGGGUCAAAUACGAGAGAAAGCCACGUGUGGACUUCUGAUGCAUGUUGAGCCCUCAUGUCCGUUUGCUCCUCUGUGGCUCAAAGACGUCGGCCAGUGUAUGAAAUGUAAACAGACGAUCAGUGAUGAAUCGAAUAUUGAUGCUUCGAGGGAAGCUGCUGUAAGAUGUGAUAACACUGUACCACUGCUGUUGUAUAAAUGGAGAGAAAGACUUAUUUUAAAUCUUGUAAAUAUCGAAUGUACAAAGGUGAGAGCAAGGUAAAUUUAAAAAAACAACCGAGGAUCAGUCUGAUAUGUAGGGAGAAAUUAAUCUGUAUAUUGUUGAAUAAAUAUUGUGCCGUAAGGGAU
This is a messenger RNA of Pleuronectes platessa (European plaice), 6029 nucleotides long. RefSeq names its product hyccin 2. Gene Ontology annotation, cellular component: plasma membrane. Bases 305 to 2113 code for a protein of 602 amino acids. NCBI's taxonomy places the organism in Eukaryota, Metazoa, Chordata, Actinopteri, Pleuronectiformes, Pleuronectidae. The record is from RefSeq and is a predicted model, not a curated record. Gene Ontology annotation, biological process: phosphatidylinositol phosphate biosynthetic process; protein localization to plasma membrane. The transcript has 13 exons.